Molecule: messenger RNA, 1545 nt
Organism: Penicillium diatomitis
Lineage: Eukaryota; Fungi; Ascomycota; Eurotiomycetes; Eurotiales; Aspergillaceae
Product: putative xylosidase/arabinosidase
Exons: 2
Coding region: 1-1545 (514 amino acids)
Biological process (GO): carbohydrate metabolic process
Molecular function (GO): hydrolase activity, hydrolyzing O-glycosyl compounds
Source: RefSeq, a predicted model, not a curated record
AUGUCAGGUGCUGUGAAUCCCAUCAUUCCAGGCUUUGCGCCUGACCCUUCCGUGGUCAAAGUCGGAGAGUGGUUCUACCUGGUCAACUCCACCUUUCACCUCUUCCCAGGCCUUCCAAUCUAUGCAUCUCAAGACUUGGUGUCGUGGAAACACAUCGCAAAUGCGAUCCAUCGUCAAUCUCAACUCAGCCUGGGACAAUCACAGGCCAUCAUCUAUCCCGAAGGAGACAACAAGCACGUAAUUGGGAGCGGAGGUCUCUACGCGCCCACCAUCCGCUAUCAUCAGGGUACGUUCUACGUAAUCUGUACCAAUGUCGUUCGGCGUCCCGGAGAAGAGCGAGAUGCGACCGAAAACUUCAUUGUCUCGACCCAAGACGUUUGGAACGGGGAAUGGUCUGAUCCCGUCUACUUUGACUUCGAGGGCAUUGACCCCAGUCUCUUCUUCGACGACGAUGGGAAGAUCUACAUGCAGGGCUCGGGCGGCAUUGGACCCAGCACCACCAUCAACGUCUUUGAGAUUGACCUUGCGACCGGUGCAAAGUUGUCUGAAGAGCAAGUGGUCUGGCGCGGAACUGGCGGCAUCUACCCCGAGGGACCACACUUGUAUAAACGCAACAAUUGGUACUAUCUGCUGACCGCGGAGGGAGGUACCCACGGCGGGCAUACCGUUGUGAUGGCACGGUCGCAGAACAUUUGGGGUCCGUACGAAUCCUGCCCCAGCAACCCUGUCCUGACGGCUCGCGGCACCAAAGAGUAUAUUCAAUACACCGGACACUGUGAGAUCUUUCAAGACGGCGAAGGCCAAUGGUGGGGGACCUGCUUGGGUGCUCGCUUGGACGAUGCCGGCAGGACUCCAAUGGGACGUGAGACCUUUUUGAUGCACGUCGACUGGGAUAACGACUGGCCCAUCUUCGAGCAGGUUACGUCGAACCCGAAGGGUCUCACUGCGGCCAGUACGGCGCCGUGUCCGACAGCGAAGCCUGGUCUCGACUUCCUUUAUAUUCGAGAUGCUGCUAUGAGUCGUUACAGGCUCACUGGGUCCGACUCGGUAUCUCUGCGUGCCUCUUCCGUGGACUUUUCUCACGCAGAGGCCAGCCCGACCUUCAUUGGGAAACGUCAACGCCUGUUGACUGGGUCCAGUAGCGUCACACUCCAGGGCGUUCAAGACUCGUGGGCAUCCUCAAAGCUUCGGGCAGGACUUGCCCUGUAUAAGGAAGAGCAUCGAUUCAUCCGGAUCUACUACGACUCUUCGGCGCGUGAGGUGGUCUUGGAAGUCAUCAAUGCGGCCAAUAAGUUGGCAAGGACCCAAAAGGACACUCUUGCACAGGUACCCGCCAGUGUCAACUUCCGAAUUGAGUACACGGAAAGCGAAUAUCAAUGGAUGUACUCCGUCUCGGCUGGACCUUGCGAAGACUGGAAGUUGUUGGGCACGGCUGACUCGAUGGAAAUGACUGAUCCUGAUUUUACUGGGCCGAUCAUCGGCGCUUUUGCGGUCGGAGAGACCGAGGACGUGGAAGUUCAGUUUGAAAGACUUUCGAUUGAUUAA